Tetranychus urticae (two-spotted spider mite) is the source of this 3727-nucleotide messenger RNA. The record is from RefSeq and is a predicted model, not a curated record. Lineage: Eukaryota; Metazoa; Arthropoda; Arachnida; Trombidiformes; Tetranychidae.
UUUUUGCAGAUGCAAGCUAAAAUGGCUUAUGACAAUUAUUUGUAGAUUAGUUUAGUUUGAUUUAUUAAUUUUAUUAUUUAUUUUAUUUAAUUAAUUUACGUUAAUCACCGAAAAUCCAACCGUCCAGUACAAUUGGCUGUUAUUUAAUAAUCAUCACUUAAAGAUAAAGUCAAUUUUUCACAUACCAUAAGUUCUAAGUCAUAAUUUCGCAUCUCAAUUCAAGAUCUCUAAGAUCAACUAUUCAAAUUCAAACCACCGAUGAGCCUGAUCUUUUACAACGUUAAUGGAUCAUCUUUAAUGAAGUCAUAAUUACCAUAGGACAAUAAGCUUUUCGCUGUGAUACUUUAUUCUAAGUUUUUUUGACUCAUCCAUUGUUAGAAAAGACUUCAUCAUGUUUAAGGCUUACAGAUGUAUAGUGAUAAAUAUAUUUUUGCUCCAACUAUUUUUUUAUGUCUCCUGUUAUAAGAGAGAUUUAUCACUUGAAGCGGAACAAAAACAGUUGGACGACGCAAUAAAUAAGACUGGUCUUGGGUUCGAGUAUUUAAAUUAUGAAAACUUAACAAAAUUCGUUCAUCUCUUGGAAUUACGUUUUCCCGGUUUGGUUAAAGUUUAUAGUGUUGGUACCAGUUUGGAGAAACGUGAACUAUGGGCUAUGAAAAUAACAAAUACCCACAAAAGACCUCUUGGUAAACCAAUGUUCAAAUAUGUUGCUAACAUGCAUGGCGAUGAGACUGUUGGAAGGCAAAUGCUGAUUCGAUUAGCUUGGCAUUUAGUGUCCAAUUACGACAAGAAUACAAGGAUAACUCACAUUGUUGAUACGAUCGAAACUCAUCUUUUAUUCUCAAUGAAUCCUGAUGGUUUUGAAAGAGCCAAGCUUGGUGACUGUGAUGGCAUUAGUAAGAAUAGUGGACGGGAAAAUUCUAACGGUGUUGAUCUCAAUCGUGACUUUCCAGAUCAAUUCAGCGACCCACCUAAAGGAUCCGUCUCGGUUGACGAAGUAGCUAGAGGAAGGCAACCUGAAACUGUAGCUGUAAUGGCUUGGAUUGUCAGUAAUCCAUUUGUACUUUCUGCAAAUCUUCAUGGAGGUUCAGUGGUUGCAAGUUAUCCUUUUGACUCUUCACCAAGUCACAAAGAAACUGGUGAAAUAAGUCUAUCUCCUGAUAAUAAUGUUUUCACCCACCUCGCUUCUCUUUAUGCGUCUCAUCAUGAAACCAUGAAAACUGGCCAAGUUUGUAAAGAUGAUGACUUUAUUAACGGAACAACUAAUGGUGCUUUUUGGUUUGAUGUUCCAGGUAACCUUUACAGGUGGUAUUACGUUUGGAGUAAUUGUUACGAGAUAACAUUAGAACUAUCUUGUUGUAAAUAUCCACCAGCCUCACAAUUACCUAGUGAAUGGAACUUAAAUCAAGAAUCAUUGUUGACAUUUAUGGAGCAGACUCAUAUGGGAAUCAAAGGUUUGAUCAAAAAUGCAGUAACAAAUAAACCUGUUGAACGAGCCUUCGUUAAGAUUCAAGGAAUUGACCAUAAUGUAACCACAAAUGCAAGAGGAGAGUUCUGGAGAUUAGCUGUUGAUGGAAUUUAUAAUAUCACUGUUGAAGCUUAUGGUUAUCAACCUAAAACUCUAACUGGAAUUGAAAUUAGAAAUGAUCAAAAUUUGGUAAAUAACUCCGCCAAAUGGAUAAAAGUUGAAUUGGAACCUACAUCUAAUAACGCCGAUGUCUCAGCAAACAGUGUUGUUGAAAGUGACAUAGUUGACAUUGAUUCGAGACGUCCAUCAAAACCAAUCAAUUCUACAUUUCCUGAAGAUUUUGUUACACCUUAUAGAUUUGUUCAUCACAAUUACACUGAAAUGACAAAGUUUCUACACCAUUUUGCCUACAAAUAUCCAACUUUAACACGUCUUUACAGUAUUGGUAAAAGUGUUGAAGGAAGAGAACUUUGGGUUCUUGAAAUCACCGACAAUCCUGGAGUUCAUGAACCAGGUGAACCUGAAUUUAAAUACAUUGCUAAUAUUCAUGGUAAUGAAGUUGUUGGAAAAGAACUCAUGCUUCCAUUGAUACAAAAGCUACUAGAAAACUAUGAAAAAGAUCCUAAAAUCAAAAAUCUUGUUGACAAUAUACGUAUACACAUUUUACCAUCUCUCAAUCCUGAUGGUUACGAAAGAUCGAUUGAAGGGGAUUGUGAAUCUUUACAAGGACGUGAAAAUGCCAACCAACAGGAUUUGAAUAGAAAUUUUCCUGAUCAGUUCAAGCCUUUUGUGAAAGUGCAUUAUCAACCAGAAACUGAAGCUGUUAUGCAUUGGAUCCAGAGUUAUCCUUUUGUUUUAUCAGCCAGCUUACACGGUGGCUCAUUAGUAGCUAAUUAUCCAUAUGACGGCAACCUUGAAGAAAAAGAUCAUGUUUACAGUAAAAGUCCUGAUGAUGAUGUUUUUAAACACCUUGCAUUGCUUUAUUCUUAUAAACACAAAACCAUGUCUGAUGGCCACCCUUGCAAAGGACAAUGUGGUCCUGCGCUUGAAUUUUUCGAGAAUGGUGUCACUAACGGAGCUAGUUGGUACAUUUUGUAUGGAGGUAUGCAAGACUUCAACUAUAUCACCACCAAUUGUUUUGAGAUUACAUUAGAAUUAGGCUGUCAGAAAUUUCCUUAUGCCUCUGAUCUUCCUCGCUAUUGGGACGAUAAUCGAGUUGCUUUGAUCGCCUUUAUGGAAGAAGUACUUAGAGGAAUAAAAGGUUUCGUUAUUGACUCAGAUAGUGCAAAACCAAUUCCAAAAGCUACAAUUCAUAUUGAGGGCAUUAACCAUGAUGUAAAAUCAGCAGAAGAUGGUGAUUAUUGGAGGUUACUAACACCAGGACAUUAUACUAUUACAGUAUCUGCUGAUGGGUAUGAAAGUAAAAGUGUUUCAGUCGAUGUCAGUGAAGGAUGGGCUUCAGUAGUCAAUGUAACUCUAACAAAACCAAAUCAUAAAGUCAAGGGAAAGCCAUUACCGAUCAAUUUAAGUAAAGAAGUUUUCGGCAAAACAGUGGACACAAGUGGCAAUCCAAUAUCAGGAGCUCUAAUAAAAGUCUUAAAUGAUGAAUCCAAAGUUGUUAUGAGCAAUGAUGAUGGCAAAUUUAAAAUUCCAUAUUCAGAAGGAAGUUAUACUUUUUUAGUCGAAGCACCAGGAUAUUUUAACACAACGAAAUUGGUUGUUUUCAGGAAUGGACAAAACAGUGAAGUGAUUAUCGACUUAAUAAGAGACAAUCGAAUAUUUGGUUUUCCUCGAUCUGUUUUCGUUAUAGUUUGUGGAUCGUUUAUUUUGUCAUUAUUGAUUACAAUCAUGUGUGCCUAUAACUUUGCCUUAUCAAAAAAGUAUGAUAAAUAUAAGUUCCAAAGGCUAGGAGAAUCUACCAGCCUCUUUGAUGACGAUGAUAGUGGAUUCAAAAACGGUGCAGAUGCAAGGGAAUUCAUUGACGCAACCAGUGAAACUGAUUCUGAAGACGAACUUUAUAAUGUUCAUCUAUGGAAAGAAAAAGAUCGUGCUUCUUAAAUGGACUGCGAAACUAAAAUAGCAAUAACUAUUGAAAAACAUAUUUAAAUAUUGUUGAAUACUUUUAAAGCAAAAAAACGGUUUAUUAAGCUGUGAUAAAGAUAAUUUGUAAUGAUUUGAUUACAAAAUCAGCAGUUACACCAGUUUACAACCGGCGUAUCCUCUGAAUUUUCAUCUUUAAUAAAAUACGAAAAGAGUUUA